AUGGACAUGGACUUGCCUGACUCAUCUGUGAGGGCAAGAGACGACUGCUCAUUGGAGUUGCCCAAGACCUUCCAGAUCGACCGCAUUCCACCUGGCAACGAGAAUCACUGCGUACACCAAAUUUCAACUCUCCAAGACCCCAGUGCGAUGUUGCGUCGGCGUGAAGCAAGGGCCCCCAUUGUCAACGCUUCUAAUCAACGCAGUCAAGCUCACAUCGUCUUCCGCUGCUGGGUCGACUGGCUGCCGGGACUCGGGGCGUACGAGUCGUCCGGCCUGCCGGCACCCGCACGCAGGGGCCGGCCGUACUUUUAUAACGCCCGUCUCAGGGGCCGGCCGUACUUUUAUAACGCCCGUCUCAGGUGGGUGGAUGGGUGGGUGGGCGACGUGGGUGUGGGUGUGGUGCGGCUGGGGCAUCAACCUGUGCGCCCCAGUGGCACCGAGCGGGCGUUGCUGAUGAUGGGCCCGGCUGAGGUGGGUGCGGAUGGGCUUGGGGUUUUGGUGCAUGGGGUGUGGCUAGCGGCGGCGGCGGCGGCGGCGGCGGCAUAUAGCCGCAACUAUCAACUGCUGUAA
Messenger RNA from Volvox carteri f. nagariensis, 570 nucleotides. RefSeq lists its product as uncharacterized. NCBI's taxonomy places the organism in Eukaryota, Viridiplantae, Chlorophyta, Chlorophyceae, Chlamydomonadales, Volvocaceae. The record is from RefSeq and is a predicted model, not a curated record. The transcript has 6 exons. Bases 1 to 570 code for a protein of 189 amino acids.